AUGGAGGAGUGCGCUUGCCUCUGCCGCGUGGGCUCUUCGCGGGGAUGUCGGUGUCUUCAGGAGCGCCAGCGCCCAGCUGAGACGGCAGCGGCCGAGGGCAAGCCGGCCCCGGCAGAAAAGCACGUGGAGGCAGACGCGGCAGCGCGCCUGGCCCAGACCUGCACCAAAUUCCACCGCGUCCUGCACGUCGACAGCAUCUGGAGACGGCGCUGCCGGGAGGAGUAUGGCGUUCCUGAAAACUUGCCGAACCAGGAGAGGAGGGGUAUGUCUUAUCGAGAAAUCUAUGCGAAGAUGUUCCCAUACAAACACAUUUUGGGAUUGUGGCUUCUAGAUCAUAGCUAUAGAAGACUGCUGAAUGUAGUGGUGGAUGGCUUAUGCAUUACUGGUUCCACGUGCUGGCCCCACCUUACCACCGCCGUGGCUGGCCCAAUGCAAUUCACGCCCGCGUUUAGAAUUCGCCUGACGGAGAGGAAAUCAGCCGCGGUGGAGUACAUGGACCACUUGUACAGCUUGUCCCACAGCUGCCACCUGCAGAUUCAGAAGGACAGGUUCCGCAUCCAGUGGAUGAAGAGAGACCGCCAGAAGGACUCACCAACGCGGCUUAGGGGAGAACGCGGGCGGGUGCUGUUGGAGGAGGAGGACAGCCUGCCCGAUUACUGCGUGACCUACCGCCGCGUCUACCUCCCGCCGCGCCACCCGGACGACCUCAUCAGGCCAGGCCUCUUCCAAGGCACAUACUAUGACUUCCGCGUAACGAUUGCCAUGCUCAGCUUCCAUGGGAAGUAUGCCAGGGUCACGAGCAUCAUGGGAAACUUAAUCUGGAAGUUAGAGAUCCACCUCAGGCACCGCAUCCAGCUGUCAGAUGGCGAGAUCUUCCGCAACUUCAACGAGCUCUGCCGCGUGGUCCAGGAGAUUAACGACCAGGUGACCCUGGAGCAGCAGCAGCAGCAGCAUGAUCUGCAGGGAAUGGACCAGUGGUUCCCUGAGGAGCAUGAAGUUGCAGCUUCCUGGUGA
Myotis daubentonii (Daubenton's bat) is the source of this 1014-nucleotide messenger RNA. RefSeq names its product F-box only protein 31-like. NCBI's taxonomy places the organism in Eukaryota, Metazoa, Chordata, Mammalia, Chiroptera, Vespertilionidae. The transcript is spliced from 3 exons. Bases 1 to 1014 code for a protein of 337 amino acids. The record is from RefSeq and is a predicted model, not a curated record.